Aspergillus alliaceus is the source of this 1891-nucleotide messenger RNA. Its product is annotated as DnaJ and TPR domain protein. Gene Ontology annotation, molecular function: protein-folding chaperone binding; misfolded protein binding. Gene Ontology annotation, biological process: protein folding in endoplasmic reticulum. NCBI's taxonomy places the organism in Eukaryota, Fungi, Ascomycota, Eurotiomycetes, Eurotiales, Aspergillaceae. Gene Ontology annotation, cellular component: endoplasmic reticulum. The record is from RefSeq and is a predicted model, not a curated record. The coding region runs from base 193 to 1776 and encodes 527 amino acids. The transcript has 2 exons.
CUAUAGGAGACCCCGAUCAUGUAAACUUGUCUUCUCCAUUUCUUUUAAAGGAGCAUCUGUUCUACUCAUACAGUCGCAGACUUCGUGUCGUACCAGCACAUUAUCUGACAAAGUUCAUCAGACUAAGGAAGGUCCUCUAAUUGUUAUGUCCCCUCGACUAUAGUCUCCCCUGGUAUCUCGGUGCAAAGAACAAUGCUUCUCUCCGUGGAAUCCCUGACAGUCUUUUUAGCCUUCUUUUCAGCCAGUUAUGGCCUCCAACCCUCGCAGAUAAUCCCAGACACUCCUCUGUCGUCUCUGAUCGCAUCGGCGAAAACCUACCUCGCUGCUGGUUCGCCCCGCGAUGCGUUGGUUUACUUUGAUGCGGCUGUGUCGAGAGAUCCCACAAAUUAUAUCACCAUCUUCCAGCGAGGUGCCGCUUAUUUGUCACUGGGUAAAAGCUCACAGGCAUUCGAUGACUUCGACCGGGUUCUCCAACUAAAACCGGACUUUGAGAAUGCCCUCCUACAGCGAGCUCGCCUUCGAGCUAAUACUGCUGAUUGGGAAGGCGCAUUGGAGGAUCUUGAAAAGGCCGGCAAGAAGACAUCCUCAGAAUACACUGAACUUCAAGAGGCACGCGAUGCUGCAGCGCAUGCACGGGAUGCAGAACAACAUGGUGUCUGGGAAGCCUGCGUAAAUUACGCGAAUGUGGCCGUUCUCAAAGCGGGCUCAUCAUUAGCUCUGCGACAAACUCGAGCACAUUGCCGCUUUGAAAAGGGCGACAUAGAGGAAGGAAUUAACGACCUGGCCCAUGUCCUGCAUAUCUCCCCCAGUCUAGUGGAACCAUAUUUACAGAUGUCUUACAUGCUAUUUUAUUCUCUGGGAGACCAGGAGCGGGGUAUCUCACAAAUUCGGAAGUGUUUACAUUUCGAUCCCGAUUCAAAGCCGUGCAACCGCCUCUAUCGGAAGGAGAAGAAACUUCUCAAGCAGUUACAGAAACUACAAGAUGUGAUUGACUCGCGAAAGUUCACCAAUGCCAUCAACUUGCUUGUGGGGGUAGGUGAUGAAAGGGGGCUUCUUGAUGAUGUGACAGGCGAUGUAAAGGAGGCGAAGGAAGCAGGCCGCAUCCACCCUGCGGCCCCCAGCAAUCUUCAUGGCUUACUGGUGGAGCGGACCUGCGAAGCUUAUCGUGAGGCACAUAUGCCCAAGCGAGCUUCUCCGUACUGUUCUAAGGCUCUCGAAGUGAACCCCUCCUCUCUACCGGCGCUGCUCUUCAAGAGUGAAACAGCUCUUGAUGAAGAGCGUUUUGACGACGCUAUAAACAUGCUAAAUACAGCCAAAGAGCACCAUCCUGGCUCCAAAGAUGUGCAAUCACUUUUACAAAAAGCGCACAUCCUACUGAAGCGUUCUAAGCACAAGGACUACUACAAAGUCUUAGGUGUCAGCCGUGAUGCUGAUGACCGGACAAUUAAAAGAGCAUACCGCCAGCUCACUAAACAACAUCACCCUGAUAAAGCCAAGUCCCAAGGUGUCACAAAAGAGGAAGCUGAAAAGAAGAUGGCCAAUAUCAAUGAAGCGUAUGAAGUGCUUUCUGACCCCGAACUCAAAGCACGUUAUGACAGUGGCGAUGACCCCAAUGACCAUGAAUCGCAAAGAGGCAACCCGUUUCAAGGAAGUCCAUUCGGGCCUGGAGGUGGUCAACACUUCUUUUUUCAACAGGGCGGACCACAGUUCUCGGGUCAAGGAUUCAAGUUCUCGGGUCAAGGGUUCAACUUCCCGGGUGGUUUCCCUUUCCGCUGAUCUUCGUGCUUACUCCUGUAUUCCUCAGGGGGGUUAUUUACAUAUUUUCUUACUUUGCUACUUGAAACAAUCCUAUUAUGAUUGGUUUAAUUUUUCAAGAACACAAUACUUGCUU